Molecule: messenger RNA, 1130 nt
Organism: Helianthus annuus (common sunflower)
Lineage: Eukaryota; Viridiplantae; Streptophyta; Magnoliopsida; Asterales; Asteraceae
Exons: 3
Coding region: 106-1041 (311 amino acids)
Source: RefSeq, a predicted model, not a curated record
CCAUUCAACAAUCAGCGACGAGACAACUGCUACCGGAGCCAGAAUUCCCAGUUUCCCACCACCGCACUAAGUCGCCGGAGAUCCCCCCUUUCCGACCAAGUUAUCAUGGGCAAACACAAACACGAAGCCAACGGAAAGAAGGAACAACUAAAGUGGACGGAAAAUAUGGAUAAUUUUUUCAUACAAGCCAUGAUAGCGCAACAAGAAAACGGCAAUAGGGUUAAUGGCAACUUUACUACACAUGCAUACAACAAUAUGGUUGCGGAGCUGCGCACAAAGCUUCAAAUGGAUUUCACGAAAAAUCAUUUGAAGAAUCGUUUAAAAACUUUGAAGGAGCAUUUUUCGCAGUGGUACGAUAUGUUUCACGGAACGUCGUUGAGUGGGUUCACAUGGAAUUCUAGUACUCAGUUAAUUGAAGCGGAGGAGGAAGUCUGGGAUAAAUUAAUAGAGUCCAAGCCUGAUGCUGCAGCGUGGAAGACGAAGAAAGUCUCAAACUUUAAUAAGAUGUUAGAAUUAUUUUCAAAGGAUAGGGCAACCGGUGCACACGCUGUAACCGCUAAAGAAAGAAACGCCCAAUUGCAGAAGAACGACAACAUUAACGCCGAUACGAAUCUAGACAUGGAAGACUUCUUAGCUGCCAAUGAUGUAACUCUCGAGAGCCAAUACAAUAUCGAUGAUGAUAUUCAAUUGGUAGAUUGUACCGAGCAGUCUUCUAGUGAAAAGAAAAUUAAAAAUAGAAAAAGAAAACUUGGACAAGAAGCUGAAGAUUUUACCUCGAAGCUUAUAAAAAGCCUUGACGAUGUGGCUCUUGCCAUUCGUGAAGGUAAUAAAAUAUUAGAAAGAGUUUAUCAUCGGGAGUAUACAGGUGACGAGAUUUAUAAAGAAUUGGAGCCGAUGGGUUUGGAACCUCAUGAAAUGCCGAUGGCUUUCAAUUAUUUGGUGGAGAAUCAAGCUAAAGCAAGAUCAGUAUUUACUUGUCCGGUUCAUAUUCGGUUGAGUAUACUGAAAUGUAUGAUGGGUUUGAGUUAUAAAGCGAUAUAAGGAUGUAUAACUCGAACCCAUCAUACAUUUCAGUAUACUUGUUUGGUAAAUUUUUGGUAACUUAGUACAUUAUCUAGUAAAUUUUUUCU